Eufriesea mexicana is the source of this 4633-nucleotide messenger RNA. It is a transcript of the gene hop, whose product is annotated as tyrosine-protein kinase hopscotch. The transcript has 12 exons. The coding region runs from base 49 to 3537 and encodes 1162 amino acids. Lineage: Eukaryota; Metazoa; Arthropoda; Insecta; Hymenoptera; Apidae. Gene Ontology annotation, biological process: cell differentiation; protein phosphorylation; cell surface receptor signaling pathway via JAK-STAT. The record is from RefSeq and is a predicted model, not a curated record. Gene Ontology annotation, cellular component: cytosol; cytoskeleton. Gene Ontology annotation, molecular function: ATP binding; non-membrane spanning protein tyrosine kinase activity; cytokine receptor binding.
GGCAAUUGUAGCAACAGAAUGUGAAAGGAACGUAAAAUUGUAUUAACAAUGGAAAAUGAUCAUCUGGCGAUUGUUUAUGUUGCAACCGAAGAAAAGGAAUUGACUCUUACAAUUACUUGUGGACAAACAAUUGAAGAUCUAUGUCUCAAGGUCUGUAAAUCACUUGGGAUAGGUCCAAUUGCCAGACACCUCUUUGCUCUUCGAAAUCAUUAUACAAAACUUUGGUAUCCAUUAGCAUAUCAUGUAGAACUGAAAGACAAAAACAAAUUUGAUUUUAGGUUAAGAUUUAAACCUUCAAGCAUACAUAGAUUAAAACAGGUUGAUAGAAAUGCCUAUGAUUAUUAUUUCCAACAAGCACGCUCAGAUGUCAUGGAUAAUAAAGUGCCAGAUAUUGUUUAUGAGAGACAUAAACAAGAACUAAUUGGGCUAGGUGUUAGUGAUAUGUAUAGAGUAAUGUUAGAAAAAAAGAUACCAAGAGAAACUGUGGAAUCAGAGUACAGAAAAUAUAUUCCUAGAGAAUGUAUAAAACAUCAUGGAUUUUUCAUUAAAAAACCAAUUCAUAAUGCACUUUGUAAAAUAUCUGGAUAUGAUGCAAAUUAUGUUAAAGAACAAUAUUUAAAGCAAUUUGAAUGUAUGGCACCAAAUUACCCGUAUGAAGAGUAUGAAGCUUUAAUGGACCGAAGUUUUCAAAGUCCUGCAGCAAAAGUGACUUUAAGAGUCAAUGUAGAUGAAGUAAAAUAUUGUGAAACAACUACUUCUCCAUGGAUUACAUUGUGUGCAAUUGAAGAUUUAUGUUUUGUUUCUAUAAGGCAAGAUAAUACAGUGGAAAUAUCAAGAAAAAAUGGUAUACCUUCAUAUCUAAAAUUUUCAAAAAAUUCACUUUUAAUGUCCUUUGUUUCUGCAUUGGAUGGUUAUUAUCGUCUAGCAGUUAAAUGGACAUUUAAUUUAUGUGGAGAGAUUGUCACUCCUUCCUUAGAAAGAUUACAUAAAUUGAAAUGUCAUGGUCCAGUUGGGCAAGAAUUUUCGUAUACAAAACUUCAUCAAAAACGUGCUAAUAAACCAGGUUCUUAUCUACUUAGAGAAAGUGAUACGGAGUAUAAUGUUUAUUACUUAGAUGCAUAUAAUAAGGAAAGAAAACUAUUUUCAAAAAAAAUAGAAGAAAGGAUUUCAGAUGAUUUCAUUAUUACUGGUAUUCCUGUUCGAUAUAAUUCAUUGGCACAAUGUAUCUCAUCAUUUCAAGAUUCUGAAGGACAGUCAUAUUUAUCAGAAUGUUUACCACCUUCAGAAUAUGAUAAAUCACCCUUAUUACUUUGUGCUCCUGAGAGUGCAAUUAGUGAAGUCGCAGCUGAUGAAGAAAUUGUUGCUUCAGUUUUAGAAACUGGACCUCGUUGUGUACCUCAAAAUCAAUUAGAAAUUUACAAACCUUUUUUAAGAAGUACUAGGAGUCAACAAUAUUCCCCAACAACUCUUCAUAGAGCAAUUUGGAGGUUAACAAAGGGGAAAAAAUUAGAAGUUGCUCUUAAAAUUUUAAAGCAAGAACAAGAAACAAAUUAUACAAAAGAAUUUCUUGAACUUGCUGGGAAAUGGUCUCAAUUACGUUCAGGUACUCUUGUAAGGUUGUAUGGUUUAACAGUAACACCAUCCAUUGGAAUGCUUUUGGAAUUGGUACGACUUGGUUCCCUUGAUGAAUAUUUACGCAGUUCUUCUUCUCAAACUAUUAAAACUGUAGACAUGGUAGAAGCAACAGCCUGUUUAGCUACUGCUCUUUGGCAUCUUGAAGAGAAUGGUGUAGUUCAUGGUAACAUUAGGUGCAAUAAACUGCUAGUACAUGCCCAUACUAAUAACAGCUUUGUGGUAAAACUUGCCGAUCCGGGAAUAUUUGUAUAUACAGAAACUGAUAUCCAUUGGUUACCACCAGAGACUUAUAAUGAUCCAGAAUUAGCUAGGCAUAGUUUUCAAGCAGAUGUUUGGGCUGUUGGAACAACAAUUUGGCAAAUAUUUGCUAGAGGAGCUAGAUUACAAGAAUUUCCAAAUGCUGCUACAUUGAAAAAAUAUUAUAAAUCUGGAAAACGUUUGCCUAUUCCAAAUGGUUGUCCUAUGGAAGUUUAUAGAUUAAUGUAUGAAUGUUGGGGUGAUUCAACUGGUUUUAGAAAACAACCUCAAGCAAUUAUGAGAGAUAUAAAUCAAAUUUUAUAUCAAGUAUACAAUUCUCGCAGAAGUCAUGCUUACGCAACGGCUUUUCCUAAAUUAUUUAGCCCUGAAUUAAAAAAAUUUGAACAAGAUAACUCUGAUUCUAGUGAUAAUAGAUCAAUAAAUAGUGAAUCAAGAAGUAAUAGUCUUUCUACAGACAUUAUAAGUCUCCCCUGGAAUGAUAUUGAUGACAGUAUGCAGGGCUUAAUCAACACCAGUGAUAACUUUGUGGGUAGCACAGAAGAUCUCUUUGCAUAUUUAGGUUGGUUAUCUAAUGCAAGAAGAGAUUCAGAAGGUUGUUCAAUUUCUCAAAAUAACAUUCCUAAUAUAAAUUGUAUUGAACACUCCACUCAAGCCCUUCGAAUAGGACAUCCUGGUGAUUUAGGAGAAGUGAUGGGGAGAAAUGAAACUGAAACUGGAGAAAAUUGUGGAUCUGGAGGAAGUAGCAAUGGUUCUUUAGGUCAAAUGCGAGGCAUUUAUGAAUUAGAUAUCGAUUGCAACGUAAUUUUACAAGGUAGAAUUGGUCAAGGUUUUUAUGGAGAAGUUUAUAGAGGAACAUUGGAAAGAGAAAAUGGGAAAGACAUUGAACCACAACAAGUUGCUAUAAAAAAAUUGAAAACAAGAGCACUUGAUGCGGAUAUAAGAGAUUUUGAAAGAGAAAUUGCUAUAAUGAAGACUUUGAAACAUCCAAAUGUAGUAGAAAUUCUUGGAGUAAUAUCAGAACCUGAAGUUUGUUUAGUAAUGGAAUAUGUAAAGCAUGGUUCAUUACAAAGUUAUUUAGCAAUUCAUAAACAAGAAUUAACACAUAAAAGACUAUUAGGUUUUGCUUUAGAUAUUGCAACAGGAAUGGAUUACUUGGGUAGUAUGAGUAUUGUUCAUAGAGAUCUUGCUGCAAGAAAUAUUUUAGUUGCUGAUGAAAAUAAAGUUAAAAUUAGUGAUUUUGGACUAGCCCAAGUUACUGGAAAAAAUGAUUAUUAUAUUUUAAAGACUGAUCGAGGCCUUCCUAUUAAAUGGUAUGCUCCAGAAAGUAUCAGAGAUGGAAAAUUUUCUACUCGAUCAGAUGUAUGGUCUUUUGGUGUUACAAUGUAUGAAACAUUUGGCUUUGGAGAAGAACCACGUUUACCUGGUCUUGAUUCAAGUUCAGAGCGUCUACAAAAUGAACAAGAAAAAGCAAGCACUGAAUUGUUAACUGCACUAGAAAGAGGCACUCGUCUUCCUUGUCCAUCUACCUGUCCACAAACAAUUUAUGUAAAACUUAUGUAUCCCUGUUGGCAUUUACAAAGUCAUCAGAGACCAGAUUUUACAACUCUUUGCAAAGACAUUAAAGAUCUUCUUGCUCAAUACUAAAGAAUAAAGGCAAAAAAUAUACAAAUACAGUAAUGCUUGGUUAAAUUUAACCAAGUUCAGAAGCCAGCAGUUGAAUUCUUCCGUGCAGGGUAACUUUUUUUCUAGGAAUCGACUCGAGCAUUGUCAGAUAAAGAAGAAGUGAUAAUGGAAGGAACUGAGAUAAAUACAGCACGUCGACAGUAAUGGUAAAAAUUGGACACUUCAAUCGGUUAUCACAUCAGAAAGAUUUUAUUUUUCCUAGUUUUUAUGUUAUCUUUGUAAUACUGAUACAAAUGCAAUGAUUCCUACAGAUAAAAUGAGUUGGUAAAAUGGUUAAACUACUACGACUUCAUCGAGUUCAGUAAUUUCUACAUAUGAUGUAAACGGCAUUACUUCAAAUAACUUUUUUUUCUUUGAAAAAAUUGGUGGUCAAUACUAAUUUCCGAGAUAUUAGUAAAAAAAAUGACUGCUAAUCAUUACUUUUAUCCAUACGUAUACAUCCGUAAACUGAUAUUUAUAAGGCAAGAUAUAGUCUGUAUACUAGUUACACGUCGGAUAAAAUCAUAAGGAACAUCGAUAUAUACUUAUCGACGGUUUGAUUAUACCGGCUAUUCUUCAAAGGAAUGACAAAUAAGUAAUAAUUAACAGUAGAAAAAUUUUUUAAAAUAAAAUAGGAUUUAAGUAUUUCUUGUUUCCGAACCGUGGGGUGCUUGCAGCCCGAAGCACUAACUUUAUUAUCGCGUGAAAAAAGAUCGAUAUUGAAUUCCAAUUUAUCAAGAAGAUUAAGUUAUUCAUCAUUUUCUAUGUAGAUGCUAUUAAUCAUUUUUUUAUAUUUAAAUAAUUUGCCGAUAGGUAGUUGUUAAUGGUUUAUGCAAUUUGAUCUGACGCAUAUUUAACGUAUAAGUGGUCUGUUCGCCUCACGAAUACACACAAAGGCAAACUUCAAUACAUUAGUAACAAUCUUCCCUUAUUAAUUGUUUGAGAGAGAAAGGUUGUUCAGAAUAACCUUUUUUAUAACAUAUUUCAAGCCCAUCGAGAUCGAUGAGGAAAUAGUACUUUGAUAAUUUUAUCGUAAAUUUAAGAUUAUGUAGAAAUUUUUACCAUUUUAAUUUUAAUA